CCAAUGGGCGCGGCGGGGAGGCGGGCGCAGGUGGUGCCGCGGGGCGCUGCGCUCGCCUGGGCGCCCCCCCUUCCUGCGCCCCCCGCGCCGCCGAGGGCCCCGCGCGCAGGACGCAGCGAUGGGGUCCGAGAGCCCGAGCCCGCAGAACCCCGGCUGUAAGAUCAUGACCUUCCGGCCCUCGCUCGACGAGUUCCGCGACUUCGGCCGCUUCAUCGCCUACAUGGAGUCCCAGGGAGCGCACCGCGCCGGGCUGGCCAAGGUGAUCCCCCCCAAGGAGUGGAGGCCGCGCCGCACGUACGAUGACAUCGAUGCCAUGGUGAUCCCCGCCCCCAUCCAGCAGGUGGUCACGGGCCAGUCGGGGCUCUUCACCCAGUACAACAUCCAGAAGAAGCCCAUGACGGUGGGCGAGUACCGGCGGCUGGCCAACAGCGAGAAGUACUGCACCCCCCGGCACCAGGACUUUGAGGACCUGGAGCGCAAGUACUGGAAGAACUUGACCUUUGUGUCGCCCAUCUACGGGGCCGACAUCAGCGGCUCGCUGUACGACGCAGAUGUGGAUGAGUGGAACAUUGGCAACCUGAACACACUCCUGGACAUGGUGGAGCACGAGUGUGGCAUCAUCAUCGAGGGGGUGAACACUCCCUACCUCUACUUUGGGAUGUGGAAAACAACUUUUGCUUGGCACACAGAGGACAUGGAUCUCUACAGCAUCAACUACUUGCAUUUUGGGGAGCCCAAAUCCUGGUAUGCCAUUCCCCCAGAGCAUGGCAAGAGGCUGGAACGCCUGGCCAAAGGGUUUUUCCCAGGGAGCUCUCAGGGAUGUGAUGCUUUCCUCCGGCACAAGAUGACUCUCAUUUCUCCCUCCAUCCUGAAGAAAUAUGGGAUCCCCUUUGACAGGAUCACGCAGGAGGCCGGGGAGUUCAUGAUCACCUUUCCCUACGGGUACCACGCCGGCUUCAACCACGGCUUCAACUGCGCCGAGUCCACCAACUUCGCCACGCUGCGCUGGAUCGACUACGGCAAGAUGGCCACGCAGUGCACGUGCCGCAAGGACAUGGUGAAGAUCUCCAUGGACGUGUUUGUGCGGCUGCUGCAGCCCGAGCGCUACGAGCUCUGGAAGCAGGGCAAGGACAGCGCCGUGCUCGACCACAUGCGGCCCACGGCCCUCAGCAGCCCCGAGCUGGACGCCUGGAACCAGAGCAAGGCCGAGCUCAAGGCCAAGCUGCUGCGCCGGAUAGGAGAUGAGGAAGAGGACAGCAAACACCGGUCUCACAGAAAAAGGAGUCAGCCCAGAAGACACAAAACAGAGGAUCAGAAGUCUCUUGGGGAUGUCAUGGCUAUUGAAACUGCCCUGGAGGAUGUGAAAGUGAAAGAGGAGCUGAAAAGGGGGCCAGAUGUGGAGGAAGAGGAGAGGAGCAAAGGGAUGGAGGGAGAAGGCGAGUGCAAGGCGCGGCCGCGGCCGCCCAAGGCCAAGGGCGAGCGCAGGAGGAAGCAGCAGCCGCCGUUCCCGGCCCCGUUCCCGGCGCCGCCGCCCUCGCUGCCGCCCCAGCAGCCGCCCGAGGCCGGGCCGGGCCCAGCGCGGCCCCCGGGGCCCGCCCCAGGCCCAGCCCCGGCCCCAGGCCCGGCCCAGGGCCCCCUCAACGUGGUGCCCCCCGCGGGGGCGCCGGCCCCCGAGGACGACUUCAGGCCGCGGCCCAUCAUCCCCAUGCUGUACGUGGUGCCCCGCAGCAAGAAGGUGGUGUUCGACAAGGAGCACAUGUCCUGCCAGCAGGCCUUCGAGCAGUUCGCCACGCAGCAGGGCCUGGGCUGGCGCCCCGCCAAGGAGCACGAUGGCGCCCAGGCCCAGCAGGGCCAGCUCGCCACUGAGGCCGCUUCUGCCUUCUCCAAGAUGAAGAUGGAGAUCAAGAAGAGCCGGCGGCACCCGCUGGGGAAGCCGCCCACGCGCUCGCCGCUGUCCGUGCUCAAGCAGGAGACCUCCAGUGAUGAGGAAAUGUUUCCAUUUUCUGGAGAGGAAGAUAUGAGUGAUCCAGAGGCUUUGAAAUCUUUACUUUCCUUCCAGUGGAAGAACAAAGCACUUAAUUUCCCAGCUGAAAGGAAGUUCAAUGCAGCUGCUGCCCUGAGUGAGCCAUACUGUGCUGUCUGCACCCUCUUCUACCCCUACAACCAGUCCUCACAGGUGGAGAGGGAGGCUGCAGGGGAGCCUCCCUCCCUGGUGCAGCUCUCCAGGUGUGGGCAGAGGAGCAAGCCCCUGAUCCCUGAGAUGUGCUUCACCUCCAGCGGGGAGAACACGGAGCCCCUGCCCUCCAACUCCUACAUUGGGGAGGAUGGCACCAGCCCCCUCAUCUCCUGUGCCAAGUGCUGCCUGCAGGUCCAUGCCAGCUGUUACGGGAUCCGCCCGGAGCUGGUGAACGAGAGCUGGGCGUGCUCGCGGUGCUCGGCCGGCGCCUGGGCAGCGGAGUGCUGCCUGUGCAAUCUCAGGGGAGGAGCUCUCCAGAUGACCACUGAUGGCCGGUGGGUGCACGUGAUCUGUGCCAUCGCUGUCCCCGAGGCGCGCUUCCUCAACGUCAUCGAGCGGCAUCCUGUGGACAUCAGCGCCAUCCCCGAGCAGAGGUGGAAGCUGAGGUGUGUGUACUGCAGGAAGAGGAUGAGGAGGGUCUCUGGGGCCUGUGUGCAGUGUUCCUACGAGCACUGCUCCACCUCCUUCCACGUCACGUGCGCGCACGCGGCCGGGGUGCCCAUGGAGCCCGAGGACUGGCCCUACGUCGUCUCCAUCACCUGCUUCAAGCACAAGGCAGCAAACCAGAACGUGCUGCUGCACAGGGAGGUGGCCCUGGGGCAGGCUGUGAUCACCAAGAACAGGAACGGGCUCUACUAUCGCUGCCGCGUCAUCGGCAGCAGCACCCAGACCUUCUACGAGGUCAACUUCGACGACGGCUCCUACAGCGACAACGUCUACCCCGAGAGCAUCCUUAGCAGGGACUGUGUCCAGCUGGGGCCCCCUCCCGAGGGGGAGCUGGUGCAGCUGCAGUGGACGGACGGGAUCGUCUACAAGGCCAAGUUCAUUGCAGCCCAGAUCAGCCAGAUCUACCAGGUGGAGUUUGAAGAUGGCUCUCAGCUAAUGGUGAAGCGUGGGGAUAUUUAUACCUUGGAGGAAGAGCUUCCCAAGAGAGUCAAGUCUCGCCUGUCCCUCAGCACUGGGGCCCCUCAGGAAGAUGCAUUUUCAGGAGAUGAAGUGAGAGCAGCCAAGCGUGCCCGGCUGGGGAAUGCCAGAAGUGCAGAGGAAUAUGGACAAAGCCCAGACUACCUGGCCUUCAUGGAGAGCCUGCUGCAGACACAGUACCAGCCUGGGACUCAGAGCAACAUGUUUUAACCAGGAUUCAUCCAAAAUACUCAAUUAACCCUUUUUGAGUUCAUGGAAACACAAAUAGGAAGCUGUGGAAUGGAAGACCAGCCCUGUGCAAUAGUCUGCUGUGAAUUUCUUUCAUCUCUCUUGGUUUGGACUGCAGGAAAUCCCUGUCUGGCUGCUACCUCGACCUUGCCAGGAGUUGCUGACCAAGAGCUGGGGAGCUUGGAAACCCUUCAGCUUUUCACAUGGAGACUUUGGAAGAGUUUCUACAGAUGGAGCUUUGUGACUGGUUCUUUUUUAUGAGGAAAGGGUUAAAAUUUAACAAAAUGACUUUUUCAAACCUGUCAAACUUUUGUCUUUCAAGGUGCUAUUACAUUGACUACUGAAGCAGCCUUUGGAAUCGUGUUUUCUGUACAUAGAUGCCACCUUUGUGAAGUUUUCUAUGAAUGAGCAUUAUUAAAAAAAAAAAAGCAAGCAAAAAGAGGAAAACUAAAAGUUUCCACAAAACAUUUUUCUAGAUUAUGGCUUUAAAACAGAAAAUAAAUGAAAUCCUCCCCCC
Messenger RNA from Oenanthe melanoleuca, 3905 nucleotides. It is a transcript of the gene KDM4B, whose product is annotated as lysine demethylase 4B. Bases 119 to 3370 code for a protein of 1083 amino acids. Gene Ontology annotation, biological process: chromatin remodeling. The transcript has 23 exons. Lineage: Eukaryota; Metazoa; Chordata; Aves; Passeriformes; Muscicapidae. Gene Ontology annotation, molecular function: histone H3K9 demethylase activity. The record is from RefSeq and is a predicted model, not a curated record. Gene Ontology annotation, cellular component: nucleus.